Molecule: messenger RNA, 339 nt
Organism: Aureococcus anophagefferens
Lineage: Eukaryota; Pelagophyceae; Pelagomonadales; Pelagomonadaceae
Exons: 1
Biological process (GO): COPI coating of Golgi vesicle
Molecular function (GO): GTPase activator activity
Source: RefSeq, a predicted model, not a curated record
AGGCUCAUGGCGCUCCCCGACAACCGCGUCUGCUUCGACUGCACGCAGCGCAAGCCCAUCUGGGCGAGUUCGACCUUCGGCGUCUUCAUCUGCCUCGACUGCUCCGGCGGCCAGCGGCGCCUGGGCACGCACAUCACCUUCGUGCGGUCCUGCGACAUGGACGAGUGGACGGAGGAACAGCUCGAAACGAUGCGCUGCGGCGGCAACAAGAACGCGCGCGCGUUCUUCCGCGCCAACGGCGUCCGCGACCUCCACAUCCGCCAGGACACCAAGUACUCGUCGUCGACGGCCAAGGCCUACCGCGCGAAACUCGCGAAGGAGGUCCAGGCCGCGCUCGCC